Molecule: messenger RNA, 1013 nt
Organism: Daldinia vernicosa
Lineage: Eukaryota; Fungi; Ascomycota; Sordariomycetes; Xylariales; Hypoxylaceae
Exons: 1
Coding region: 94-969 (291 amino acids)
Source: RefSeq, a predicted model, not a curated record
CUUACAACGCUCCCCUGCUCCCACGGCAUCCACGCUGAAUGUCUCGUUAAGUGGACGCAGGUCUAGGAUCCAAACGAGUUUCGAGAAGGCCAGAUGCGAUGCCCCAUGUGCCGCGCGCAGCUCCUCUAUCUAUGCGGCGACGUCAUAUCGAAAUACUUCCUCCGUCCCGGCGUCAAGAUCCUCCCAAGAGAGCUCCAGACAUGUUGCCCCUUAUAUUCGUGGGCUACAGAUUCGCACUCCGUCCCCGUGGCCGGCCGACCCCUAUGCCCGACAAUAAUGCAACAGAGGGAAAUACUUUUGGAACAGCUGUCAUCUAUAUUAGGCCCAGAAAACCGGGGUACUGUUCAGUACCUUAGCUGGGAUCAAACCCAUCCGGGGGCCGAGUUAUUCCGCACCCACGACGACGACGAUCCAUACGCGCCCCCGAACAUCAUCCCGACCGACGGAGAACUUCACCUCAACCGCCCAAAUGUCCCCGAAGGGCGAGGCGAUUGUUGGGCCCUCCGCCCCAAGCAUCACGACUUCCACUUCAGGAUACACCCCGAAGACGACGUCGAGGGAGAGGGGGUACUUUUCUUCACCAAACCGCUCGUCAUCGUAGCUCUAGAAAACGAGUGGCCCGUGGUAGUCGACGCGCAGAUCAACCUGCUGAGGGGCCUGUUCGAAGGCUUUCGUCAGAAUUGGCCCGACGAAAUCCUGCCCGUAAGCCCUACCGCCUUCGGAAUGCUCUCGGAGGCGUACGAGAAGCUGAAGGUCAAAUAUCUCGUUUUCAAACGCCAGCACGAGGGAUUCAUCGAACUGGGCCCCGUAGCGUUGAAAUACCGGGACGCGGCCGAGCACGAGUUGCAGGCUAGGCUAGAUGACUUUUGGCAGAGAUUCGAGUGGACUCGUAAAGAGUUGAUCGAGGCGUACCAGCGCGUAUAUGGUCAGAGACACGAGAUCAGUUUUUUUGACCAGGUGGGGUUUUGAGUUGGUUUCACUGGAGCGACUAACACUGGUGCGGAAUUGAUUUC